Brassica rapa (field mustard) is the source of this 2825-nucleotide messenger RNA. Its product is annotated as sucrose nonfermenting 4-like protein. The record is from RefSeq and is a predicted model, not a curated record. Lineage: Eukaryota; Viridiplantae; Streptophyta; Magnoliopsida; Brassicales; Brassicaceae.
ACAUGGACUCUUCUCCCUCAAAUUUUGCAAUCCUCAAAUACAUUGUACACCCAUAUAUGUUAACCCAACCAAGACAACGGUUAAGUUAAAUACUUAAUGAACUGAUAGAUGAAGCAAAAAAAAAAACAACUAAAAAGCAAAACAUAAGCUUAAUAUACAAGAAAUAAAUAAAAAAGUCUGAUGUAAAUUAUAAGAAUUAGAAAACAUGUCAUCAUUUUUAUUUUUUUAUUUUUAUUUAUCCUUGAAAACAUAUGUGCUAUCUCAUCAAUGAUAAAACGUUAUGCCACUUAAUAUGCUUGGUUCAAAAAUAGAAAGAAAAAAAAAACCCUUCUGAUUGUCUAGUUAUGCACAAAAAAAUAAAAUAAACACAAAUAGGAUUCAAUUCAAAAUUAGCUACUCCUUAUAAAUGUGAUAGUUGGAAAAAGUUUUAUAAAUAUAUAGGAUAUGAAAUAUACUUGACUUGAAUAAAUAUAAUUACUGGAUGUUAUUUUACUCAAAAAGAGUAGGAACUAUUUGCAUAUUUUUUUUGUUCAGAAAAGAAAGAAAAUACUUUUAUUGGUAGUAAUUAUAUAAACAAUGUAAUUAUUUUAUCGGGGGAAAUUAUAGUAAUAUGACAAUAGUAAAUAAAUAUAAAAAAAAGAAGGAAAAAAAAUAUAUCUCCAUGGAUUAAAAACGAAAACAAUAAAACAUUACGCUGCGCUUCGUCGCCCUCCCACACACACACACACAGAUUCUUCACCCUGAAAGAAAACAAGAGACCCAAUCAGAUCCAAACAAUCAAUGCCAUCGGCUUCUCUCCCAAAUCCCUAAUUCUCAUUCUCAUUUCGAUUCUCGAUCAUCAUCCAACUCCUCUCCCUCCCGCCUCCCGAAUUUAACACCGGAGCUGAAGUUUUCCAGUGGCGUAUCAUCUCACCACUUGAUCGCUCGUGGUUGAGGAGCUCAGUAAUUUCUCCCUCUAUCCGUUGUAGAUCGUGAUUUGGGAUUUUAGGGUUUUCGAUUAGCUUCAUCGGAUUGGGACUCAGUGUUAUGUGUAAGCCCUUAAAGUCGGAAGCUUUCAACUGAAGAAUCAAUUUUAUUCAGAAUCGAUUGAGAAGUUAGUUAGUUGCUGUGGAGUGUAAACUAUAUAAAGACUUGUCGGAGGGGAUGUUUGGUUCUACAUUGGCUAACAACCGUGGGAACAGCGCUGCCUCGGCGCAGCUUGUUACUCCCACCCGCUUCGUGUGGCCUUAUGGAGGUAGAAGGGUCUUCCUUAGCGGCUCUUUCACCAGGUGGACUGAACAUGUCCCAAUGUCACCUCUUGAGGGAUGCCCUAGUGUUUUUCAAGUCAUUUGCAACUUGACUCCUGGAUAUCAUCAGUAUAAGUUUUAUGUUGAUGGGGAAUGGAGGCACGAUGAGCACCAACCAUUUGUAAACGGAAACGGCGGAGUGAUGAAUACGAUACUUAUCACUCUACCAGAUAUGGUUCCCACUGGUUUUAGCCCAUCGAGCAUGGAUGUGGAUGAUUUCUCUCAUCGAAUGGCUGAUCCAUCCCAGGAUUCUAUCCCUAGGAUGUCAGCGGUUGAUUUGGAGAUGUCUCGUCACCGUAUAUCUGUUUUAUUGUCAACCCGUACUGCAUAUGAGCUGCUCCCAGAGUCGGGCAAGGUUAUUGCAUUGGAUGUAAAUUUACCAGUAAAGCAAGCAUUCCACAUACUCUAUGAGCAGGGAAUCCCUUUGGCUCCUCUUUGGGACUUUGGUAAAGGCCAAUUCGUUGGAGUUCUUGGUCCACUUGACUUCAUUCUAAUACUGAGAGAGCUUGGAACGCAUGGAUCAAACUUGACAGAAGAAGAGCUUGAGACGCACACAAUAGCAGCGUGGAAAGAGGGGAAGGCUCAUAUUAGCAGACAAUAUGAUGGAACUGGGAGACCCUAUCCUAGGCCACUUGUUCAGGUUGGGCCCUAUGAUAACCUAAAAGACGUUGCCAUGAAAAUUUUGCAAAACAAGGUGGCCGCCGUUCCAGUUAUUUACUCUUCUUUGCAGGAUGAGUCAUAUCCGCAGCUACUGCAUCUAGCUUCGCUAUCAGGCAUAUUAAAAUGUAUAUGCAGAUACUUUAGACAUUCGUCUAGCUCUUUGCCAAUCCUUCAGCAGCCCGUUUGUUCAAUUCCACUGGGUACUUGGGUCCCCAGAAUCGGAGAAUCAAGUAGCAAACCUCUCGCUACACUGAGACCACACGCCUCUUUGGGUUCUGCGCUCUCCUUAUUAGUUCAAGCUGAGGUUAGUGCAAUUCCAGUAGUGGAUGACAAUGACUCGCUUAUUGACAUAUACUCCCGGAGUGACAUAACUGCUCUGGCUAAAGAUAAGGCAUACGCACAGAUUCAUCUUGAUGACAUGACGGUUCACCAGGCGCUGCAGUUGGGGCAAGAUGCAAGUCCGCCUUAUGGAAUGUUCAACGGGCAGAGAUGUCAGAUGUGCUUGCGCUCAGACUCUCUUGGGAAAGUGAUAGAGCGGUUGGCGAAUCCAGGUGUAAGGAGACUGGUGAUAGUGGAAGCAGGGAGCAAACGUGUUGAAGGUAUCAUAUCUUUGAGCGAUGUUUUCAAGUUCCUGCUCGGUCUUUGAUCCUCAAAACUCUUUUUCUCAUUUCCACAAAUCGAACUACCCAACAAUUUGCUUUUCUUUUUUGUGUUUUUUUUGGGUGGUCUUUGCAAGGAAUUUGUAAAUUUGCCACGAACACCUUCAUUGUUUUCUUCUUAUUUAUUUUUGUUUUGCUUAAGUUGAACGUGUUUCCAUCCAUUCUUGUGAAGAUAUUGGCUACCAAAAGCUUUACUAGCAUUUAUCAGCUUUUUUUUGUU